Messenger RNA from Arabidopsis arenosa, 1842 nucleotides. The record is from the annotation of a GenBank genome assembly. NCBI's taxonomy places the organism in Eukaryota, Viridiplantae, Streptophyta, Magnoliopsida, Brassicales, Brassicaceae.
AAGUAUUAGUAUAUAUGUAGUACAUUCGCACACAAAAGGAGUUGGAAAGACGUCACGGAGUUAUCAUCGAUCAUUUUGCGGAGGAAAAAUGGCGUCGAGACCAGGUUUUCUCACGGACUGGCCAUGGACUCCUCUUGGAAGCUUUAAGUACAUAGUGUUGGCCCCGCUUGUUAUUGACAGCAUCUACUCAUAUGCAACCAUGCGAGAUCACGAGAAACUUAUGAUAGUGGCAUUGGCGGUGUGGCGGAUUGUUCAUAGCCAAAUAUGGAUAAGUUUAUCCCGUUACCAAACCGCAAAAGGAACCAAGCGGAUCGUGAACAAGUCCAUAGAGUUUGAUCAAGUUGACCGAGAACAAACCUGGGACGAUCAGAUCAUCUUCAACUCUCUCAUUCUUUACUUAACCAAACUGUACGUCUUAGGGACCAAUACCAUUCCCUUCUGGCGAACCGAUGGAUUGAUCUUAGUCGCUCUCCUCCAUGCUGGUCCGGUCGAGUUCAUCUACUAUUGGUUCCACCGAGCACUUCACCACCACUUCCUCUACUCUCGCUACCAUUCUCACCACCACUCUUCCAUUGUCACCGAGCCAAUCACUUCGGUAGUACAUCCGUUUGCGGAGCACAUUGGAUAUACGUUAAUCUUGGGGCUACCUCUAACAAUGACUUUGCUAUGCGGCACGGUCUCGGCUGUCUCCAUUCUCAUAUAUGCAACUUACAUAGAUUUUAUGAACAAUAUGGGUCACUGCAACUUCGAGCUCAUUCCGAGAUCUCUCUUCUCCAUUUUACCUCCUCUUAAGUUCCUUUGCUACACUCCCUCGUUUCACUCGCUCCACCACACACAAUUCAGGACAAACUACUCUCUAUUCAUGCCAAUGUACGACUACAUCUAUGGGACUACCGACGAGUGCAAUGACUCAUUGUACGAAACAUCGUUGGAAAAAGAAGAAGAUAAGCCUGACGCGAUUCAUCUGACCCAUCUAACAUCACUGGACUCUAUUUACCAUCUCCGGCUCGGCUUGGCUUCCCUCUCCUUGCACCCGCUCUCUUCCCAGUGUUACCUAUUCAUCAUGAUGAAGCCCUUCACUCAUAUCAUCUCCUUCAUUCUCACUUCAUUCUCUUUUCCAACCUUCGUCUUCGAGAGAAACCGCUUCCGUGAUCUCACACUUCACUCCCACCUUCUUCCCAAGUUCUCCUCUCAUUACAUGUCGCAGCAGCAGAAAGAAUGUAUCAACAAAAUGAUAGAGGAGGCUAUUCUUGAAGCGGAGAAGAAAGGUGUGAAAGUAAUGAGUUUGGGGCUAUUGAACCAGGGAGAAGAAUUAAAUGGGUAUGGAGAAAUGUACGUGAGGAAGCAUCCAAAGCUAAAAAUAAGGAUAGUGGACGGAAGCAGUCUUGCAGCUGAGGUGGUGCUUCAUAGCAUUCCUGUUGGGACCAAAGAGGUUCUCUUUAGAGGCCAAAUCACAAAAGUUGCUCGUGCCAUUGUCUUUUCUCUUUGCCAAAAUGCCAUCAAGGUGAUGGUGUUACGCAAGGAAGAGCAUUCCAUGCUCGCGGAGUUCUUGGACGAUAAUUGUAAGGAAAAUCUGGUGCUCACAACCAAUUACUAUCCAAUGAAUUGGCUGGGGAGGAGAGUGAUGAGCGCAUGGAGAGUUGGUGGGAUAGUACAUGCGCUUGAAGGGUGGGAGGAACACGAGUGCGGUCUCGAUUCAAACCUUAAUCCUCCUAGAGUUUGGGAAGCUGCUCUUCGAAAUGGUUUCCAACCCCUACUUCUCCCAUCUUUAGAGACCUAAGGGUUCAAGAACCACGUUAUCAACCGCGUCAAGAAGAAUCAUCCCGACUUGAAGUUCCAACC